This is a messenger RNA of Exophiala spinifera, 876 nucleotides long. RefSeq lists its product as uncharacterized. Gene Ontology annotation, cellular component: cytosol. Gene Ontology annotation, biological process: regulation of pentose-phosphate shunt; positive regulation of DNA repair; negative regulation of programmed cell death. The transcript has a single exon. The record is from RefSeq and is a predicted model, not a curated record. The coding region runs from base 1 to 876 and encodes 291 amino acids. Gene Ontology annotation, molecular function: fructose-2,6-bisphosphate 2-phosphatase activity. NCBI's taxonomy places the organism in Eukaryota, Fungi, Ascomycota, Eurotiomycetes, Chaetothyriales, Herpotrichiellaceae.
AUGCACAUUUUCCUCAUCAGACAUGGAGAAACAGAGCAUAAUGUUGCUGGUCUCCUUGCCGGGGUGUCUGAUUCCAGGCUCACCAACCAUGGAAGGAUUCAGACCGAGCGUUUAGGCCAGUACCUCGCUGCUCACCGCAAUUUACGCUUCACCCGGAUAUUCGCCUCGGACCUUCAACGGGCGUAUAUGACGGCUGAACAGAUACAGAAACAUCAAGCCAUGCAGUGGCCUGAGGCGGGCGUCCCAGACGUUAUCAGACUUGCCUUACUUCGUGAGCAAGACUUUGGGUCUCUCGAGUUGGUGCCGUGGGCAUCCAGGCGUGCACAGGAAGCUAUCAAUCCCGCGGAUCCUUCGUAUCGGCCACAAGAGACCACGGAGGCCAUGGCAAGAAGAGCGGACACGUUCAUCAACAACCACGUCAUACCUCUGUCUGUGUCCUCGUUGGUCGCCGAGCAGGACUCGCUGCCUGAAUGCGUGGCAGUAGUGUCUCAUGGCCUCUUCCUGUCCAUAUUGUGGAAGACCUUGCUCACCAAGUUCCAUGCCGGGACUGUGGUGUUGGGUCCUAACGUCGAAGUCCUCAGUCACGGUCGUCCGCUGGAGUAUCUGCCUUCGUGGAGUAACACAGGGUUUUUGGAGAUGACCAUACAUCAUCAGAAUCACAGUGGCCGGUCUGAGGAUUCAGCCUCUCGGAGACCGUUGACCACAAGAACAGGCGACACUUUACCUUUCGUCGGAUGUCGUGUAACGGUGCACACAGUCAAUGGCAAAGACCACCUUUCGGAUCUUAGAAGAGCACGUGGGGGCAUCGGUUCCUCACCUUACGAUGCCAAACAGAAGAGCCUCGACGGGUUUUUCAAACGGCCAAAGAAUGGCUGA